Messenger RNA from Brettanomyces bruxellensis, 1383 nucleotides. RefSeq names its product Cytosolic seryl-tRNA synthetase (gene SES1). Bases 1 to 1383 code for a protein of 460 amino acids. Lineage: Eukaryota; Fungi; Ascomycota; Pichiomycetes; Pichiales; Pichiaceae. The transcript has a single exon. The record is from RefSeq and is a predicted model, not a curated record. Gene Ontology annotation, cellular component: cytosol. Gene Ontology annotation, molecular function: serine-tRNA ligase activity; ATP binding; tRNA binding. Gene Ontology annotation, biological process: seryl-tRNA aminoacylation.
AUGUUAGAUAUCCUUCAAUUUAUCGACGAGAAGGGUGGUGAUUCAAAAGCCAUCAAGGAAUCCCAAAGAAGAAGAGGUGCCUCAGUGGAAAUUGUUGAUGAGAUUAUUGAAGAGUACCGUAACUGGACCAAGGUUAGAUUCGAUCUUGAUGAAUUAAACAAGAAACAGAACAAACUCCAGAAGGAGAUAGGAAAGAAGUUCAAGAAUAAGGAGGAUCCAAAGGAAUUGCUUAAGCAGAAGGACGAUGUUGUUGCUCAGAAGAAGGAGCUUACGAAAAAGGAGGAAGAGGCCGACAAAAAGCUACGUUACAAGGUGAACCAAGUCGGAAACAUUCUUCAUCCAUCUGUUGUUGAUUCUCUUGAUGAGGCAAACAACAGUCUUGAGAGAACUUGGGAACCAGAGGGAUACGAGUUUGGCAAGUUGACCAACGUGGCAACUGGAACGAAGGCUCCAGCAAAGCUUUCCCAUCACGAGAUUUUGUUGAGACUCGAUGGAUAUGAUCCAGAGAGAGGUGUGAAAAUUUGUGGACAUAGAGGUUUCUUCCUGAGAAACUAUGGUGUUUUCUUGAACCAGGCUUUGAUUAACUACGGUUUGAGUUUCUUGCUCAAAAAGGGAUACACUCCAAUGCAGGCACCUGUGAUGAUGAACAAGGAUGUGAUGGCAAAGACUGCCCAGUUGUCUGAGUUUGAUGAGGAAUUGUACAAGGUCACCGAUGGUGAUGAUGAAAAAUACUUGAUUGCCACCUCUGAGCAGCCAAUUUCUGCUUACCAUUCCGGUGAAUGGUUCGAGAGACCAUCAGAGCAGCUUCCAGUCAGAUAUGCUGGUCUGUCCCAAUGUUUCAGAAGAGAAGCCGGUGCCCACGGUAAAGAUGCAUGGGGAAUUUUCAGAGUGCAUACAUUUGAAAAGAUUGAACAGUUCUGUUUGGCCGAACCAGACAAGUCAUGGGAGGAGUUCAACAGAAUGAUCGGCAUUUCUGAAGAUUUCUACAAGUCUCUUAAACUUCCAUACAGAGUUGUUGGCAUUGUUUCCGGUGAGCUUAACAAUGCUGCCGCCAAGAAGUACGAUCUUGAGGCAUGGUUCCCAUACCAGAAAGAAUACAAGGAAUUGGUUUCUUGCUCUAACUGUACCGAUUACCAAUCCAGAAAUCUGGAGAUCAGAUGUGGUAUUAAGACUGCCAACCAGAAGGAGAAGAAGUAUGUUCAUUGCUUGAACUCUACUUUGUGCGCAACCGAGAGAUGUCUAUGCUGUAUUCUUGAAAAUUACCAGACACCUGAUGGUUUGAUGAUUCCAGAGGUUUUGAGGGAUUACAUUCCUGGAAAGCCAGAGUUUAUUCCAUUUGUCAAGGAGUUACCUAAGAACUCCACUUCCAACAAGAAGAAAUAA